CCCAAAACAGCUGUUAAAUAAAGGAGAAAAAUUAAUCAAUUGAUGGGGAAUACAAAAAUACAAUAAUUAUACUCAAAUUUUAUUUGUACGUAAUCCCAUGAUGCCUAUUCAACUAAUAUGAGCUAUAAAUAUCUUCUGAUUCUAUUUUCACGUUGGCUUGAUUUGUGGAUGCAUUUAAAAUAGUAAAAGUUUAAGCGCAACACGUGAUUAGUCGUCUCGACAAGACCGGAAUUCGUAGAAAAUUUAAAAAUACCGAAAAAAAAGUAAGUUGAUUAUCUAAAAUCCAACCGGGGAUAAUCCUAUGUACGUAGGACGGCCCUGCUGCAAUAAAUGGUUAUGUGGUGGCGGCUCAACAGCUCGCCAAACCUUACCCUUUGCCCCCGCGAAUAUUAACCGAUUGUCGACGUUUCCCAGAGCUUCUCGUAUCCCCUGCCUCUCCCCUGACAAUUUGUGCUUGAGGGCCUUCAAAUGGAUACCCGUCGUAUUCGUGUGUUUCAUAUUGGUUUGGUCGUAUUACGCUUACGUGGUUCAGUUUUGUUGCUACACCCUUAUGACGCCUCAAUACUCUUUGCCGCAAAACGGUGACGACCCCUCUUAUAAAAGUCAUGACGCUAAAAUUGGGCAUGGAAUGGAAGAUAAUUCAGAAUCGGCAGCGUUAUUCAAUAGCAGCGAACCGUCUAGCGAUCAAACCGCUAAUAUAUCCGAUCAAGUUAAUACGACCCCUCGAGCUAUAGCCUACUUGAUUGUCUUUCAUCCCUUGUUCCUAUUAUUGCUUUGGUCCUAUUUCUCGGUUACCCUGACGCCGGCUUGCAAGGGUAAAAGACGCGAAGGGUGCGCGGUACCCAAAGUAUACGCGCUCGAACCGAGAGAACUCGUCGAGAUAGAGAAAGCCAGGGACGAAAACGAGUUAUCCAUAAUACUCAACCAGGUCGCCCUUAGGGUGUUCGACUAUCCGCGGACUAAUAAUCAAAUCAAACCCCUUAAACAAUGCACCCUCGAGGGAGGUCCUCGCUACUGCGACAUUUGUAAACAUCUUAAGCCGGAUAGGUGCCACCAUUGCGGCGCGUGCGGUGAAUGCGUGCUUAAAAUGGACCAUCACUGUCCCUGGGUCAAUAACUGCGUUAAUUUCGGGAAUCAAAAACAAUUCGUUUUGCUCUUAAUUUACGGCUGUUUGAUAAGUCUCUUCGCCGGAAUUACGACAUUUCCCUACUUCGUCUCUUUCUGGUCCAACUCUAGCGCUUACCAACUGCCGCUUCCCGCCUCCGACUCUACCCCACUUCCGAGCUCCUCCCAAUUCAAAUACGCUAUACCCGCUUCCAAUUACACCGACAACCUUAAAACGAACGCCUCAUUUUCGCUUACUUUUGCCAACGCCUCCCUAUUUUCCUCGUUAAUCGAUUAUCCUUACACUUCUAACUUCGUGGGACGGGCUUUGCUGACUACCCGUUUCCACGUUUUAUUCCUGUUUUUCGUGGUUAUCAUGUUCGGCAUAGCCCUGAGUGCCUUAUUGGCCUACCAUUGCUACCUGAUCUCCCUUAAUAGGACCACUCUUGAUACCUUUCGAGCCCCCGUAUUUCCUCCCCAAAAAGCUUCCCCUAACGCUUCGAUCAAGGAUCAGAAUACUCCCAAACCCGACUUAAACGGAUUCAAUUUGGGAACUUGUAGAGCCAACUUUGAACAAGUAUUCGGGAAAAAUCCUUACAAAUGGGCCUUCCCCAUCUUUACGGCCAUCGGUGACGGCACAAUCUUUCCAAACAAAUAUGAAACGGUAAACGAAUUGUGUCAGAACCUCGGUUCGGUUCCCGAUUUCCAUUCGUUCAAUAAUGAUCACUUCGACUCUUCGGGCCAUCACAUUGAUUCGGCUUUCAAUUCUCAUUUUCCUCCGUCUCCUCGGGGCAACAACGAAAAUAAAAAACCUGGCAAAUAUACUACGCUCUUCGAAAAAGAUACUUCCUUACGCGCCAACGAUGGUAAUAACUUUGUAAACGUUACCAUUGACUCGAAUACCGCGCAUUCUUACGCUUCCCCGCGCAAAAAAUUUUCCAAGAGAAUAUUUGGUUCUCACAGGAGGUUACCUUUUGUUGAUAACGCCAGCUCCAACAAAAAUUUUCCCUUACCACCGUUAAACUCGCCCGUGAAUGUAUCGAGGGUCGGUCUUUUGUCCUCAUCGCAAAAUUUGUUAUUGGAAAGCACCGGGACAUCUUCUUACUUACCUUACGGAUCUAUAAAUCAAUCCAGAUUUACUAAGAUAGAUCUCAACGCCUCAUAAUUUUUUUUAAUAUAAGUAUUUAACGACAAAUAUAUAUAUAUAUAUUUAAAAAAAAUUUUGUUACAUUUAAUAAGACUCAAAUUUAUUAUUAUUAUUUUUUUUAUUAAAGUAAAAAUUACUCACUCCUUUUAUCGUGUUUUUCGAAUUGACGUAAAUUUCGCGUCGCAUUUUAUCUUUCCAUUUCAAAAUUUUGUCAUCUAUACACUAUAUUUAGUGUUGUAAAACGGCUCAAUUUGAGUCGAUUUUCAAAAACGGUUAGUAAUAUUAAGCAAGUCCGGAGAUUUUGCUCGCAGAUGACACAAAGGUGUAGACAUCAAUUAUCGAAAUCUCGAGGCUUCAGGCAAUAUUUUUCUGGCUUAAAUUUACUGACCGCUUAACAAGACUAACUAUAUUAGAAGAAAUUUCGAUUUUUGACUUUUUAAAUAUAAUUUUUUUUUUAAAAACGCAAAAUUUAUAUUAAUGUGUAGGUUUUUUUUUAUAAAUGCUUCAAAGCUAACACUCAUUUGAUUUGGAGAAACUAAUAUAUUAUAA
Molecule: messenger RNA, 2800 nt
Organism: Gordionus sp. m RMFG-2023
Lineage: Eukaryota; Metazoa; Nematomorpha; Gordioida; Chordodea; Parachordodidae
Product: palmitoyltransferase ZDHHC20-like
Exons: 5
Coding region: 302-2269 (655 amino acids)
Molecular function (GO): palmitoyltransferase activity
Source: RefSeq, a predicted model, not a curated record